Molecule: messenger RNA, 1360 nt
Organism: Dermacentor albipictus
Lineage: Eukaryota; Metazoa; Arthropoda; Arachnida; Ixodida; Ixodidae
Product: monoglyceride lipase-like
Cellular component (GO): membrane
Molecular function (GO): monoacylglycerol lipase activity
Source: RefSeq, a predicted model, not a curated record
UAGCCAGAGGCAGAAGAAGAUUCUACAGCACGAAACGCGUCCCAAAAUGAGCGCUUCGCCGACAGCGUCGAGCCAGAUAGUCCGGGUCGACGACAACGUUUCCUUCCUCAACAGUGGCGGCCAAAACAUCGUCUGCAAGUCCUGGAGUGCUGACGCAGAGCCAAGGGCGCUCGUGUUCCUUGCCCACGGCUACGCCGAGCACUGCCACGACCCCAGCUACGACGCCCUGGCUCGGGCGCUGGUCGGACUCGGCUGCUACGUGUUCGCUCACGACCACGUCGGCCACGGGAAGAGCGAAGGGCCCCGGGCAACAGUGACGUCAGCUGACGUGUACGUGGAUGACAUCUUGAGUCACGUGGACACCGUCCGGGCCAAGUUCUCGGGCAAGCCUGUCUACCUCGUGGGCUAUUCUAUGGGUGGCCUCCUCGUCGUCCGAGCUGUCCAGCGCCGGCCCAAGGACUUCGCAGGCAUGGUGCUGCUGGCGCCGCUUCUGGGCGUUGAACAGGUCUCGUGGUUCAAGGCGAACCUGGUUCGCGUUCUGGGCCGUCUGCUGCCCAGCCUUCCCGUAGCCAAGACGGCCGUCGAGCUGGCGUGCCGGGACCCCGCCGCCAUCAAGCAGAUGAACGACGACCCCCUGCGCUACCGCGGCAACGUGAGUGCGGGCUGGGCAGCCGCCAUCUUCAGUGCGCUCGAGGCCGCCCACGCCCAGGUCAACGUUCUGGAGCUGCCAAUUUUCAUCCAGCACGGCUCCGGUGACAAGCUGUGCGACCCCGACGCCUCAUUUGGUUUCUUCAAGAAUGCUCCCAGCAAGGACAAGAGUAUCAAGAUCUACAGCGACGCGUAUCACAGCCUGCUGAAGGAACCCGAAGGUGUCGGGCAGCAAGCCCUGAAGGACAUCGUGAACUGGUGCUCUUCGAGGAUUCCCACCGAGGACACACCGACAGCGCAACCGCACUUGUCCGGCGAACAGCAGAGUCACGCAGCAACUCUCACAGCAAUGCUUUCAAAUGCAUAAACGCCGCUUCAGAAGAAAAACCGAGUCGUUCACUGUGACUGAAUUUGAAAAUGCAGUAAACUCUCUUUAGUCAAGAUGGGAUCCUAUAGAUGGACGGCCAUCGGUCGGCCCGUCUCAGGCAGAAAGGCCGACGUCUCGAUUAGUUGGACCUAUUUUUUUUUUUUUGUCAAGAGGCGGCCUUAUCCCUGCUUGUGCAGUUUCUAAACUCAUAUCAAGUACUUGUUCACAAACCCAGCCCUCCGUAGGUUUUGCUAACAGAAAAGGUCGUCCCACAAGUUCACAAUUUCUUUAUCGCACGAAGGACAUACAUUGGACAUGAAAUAAAGGUGGGACUUGUAAGACUUG